ACCCCGAUCCCAUCUCGUCCCUUUACUUGCCAGAUGUGACUGUUUAACCCAGUUUAUCGCUGCUUCUUUUUUUUGCUUUUGCGUUGCGCAUCCCAUCAGCCCGCGUCCCCCCGCUUCUUCCUGCUUUCCUAGUCUCUUUUCCUGCAGCAGCUCUCGGACGCUUCUCUCUCACACUCUACUGGGUUGUUUUUAAGGUUUGGCCGUUCUCUUUCAAGGAAUGCGAACAGUUUUCCUCUGUCGCCUGCGAAGCCACAUGACCAGCUGCUCUGAAAACUGUCCUCGGGUCCUGUUUCAGGUCUGAAGCGCCCGUACCUGUCCAUGGUGCUGAAAGGCAUUUUCCCGAAGACACCGAUGCGCUGCGGCUGCUGCUUCAAAUUUUCCACAAAUCUUCCUUAUUUCUGGGUCUUAUCGGGUUCUGCAGGUGAGAUCAUUUCAGCAAUAAUUGCUUCAUCUACCCGGAGAGGCUUCUGAACUCAAAAUAGGAGUUGAUCCUGAAGGAAACCAAAAGAUCGAUUGCGACUCCUGCGGCUGUAUUUAUUUCAGAAAGACUCCUCUUUUUAGACUUUUCCAAAAUACGAACAUCGGAUUCAUGGACGAUUCAUGUAACUCAGCUUUAGCGUGGAAAUAUCUGGCCUAUAAAUAACGAGUAGGGGGGGGGAUUGGAAGUAGCGGAUGAAUAAUCUUCAUUUGUAGUAUAUCCAAAAAUAAUUGUGUUGAUGCGGGAAGGGGGUCACUUCUAUUCUGGAUCAGCUGAGACGAAAACAACCCCUUCUGCUCUAAAAUAAAACUUGUCCUAAAUACCAAAUGUCAGUUUGAGGAGGCCGCAUCAAGACAAUGGAGGCGUCCGCCAAUGGGUCCAGUUUUGGCAUCGACUCUCUGCUGUCCCACAGGCCUGGAAGUCCGGUGUCCAAAGGGGACAGUUUGGUGGGAGAGUGCCGCUCCCCUCUGGAGUUCAGCCCGAGAUCAGACGUGGAGAGCGGCUGUUCGUCGCCUCCGUCGCCGAGGAGGGAGUGCGUGGAUGAGGUAGCCCAGAGACAAGGUCACGGAGUCGGCCUGCCACCGCACCUGCAGCACGCGCAGAUAUCUGCUGGGUCGCAGCAGAGGACCGUGACCUCGUCGUUCCUCAUCAGAGAUAUUCUCGCGGACUGUAAGCCUUUGGCUGCCUGCGCUCCCUACUCCAGCAAUGGACAGCCGACUCAGGAGGCGGGGAGGCUGGCCUCGAAGAUAGCGGACGACUUUAUGGAGAAAAUCCACAGCAACUCAUCGUCAGACAGUGAAUAUAAAGUGAAAGAAGAGGGGGACAGGGAGAUUUCAAGCAGCAGAGAAAGCCCUCAGGUCCGGCUGAAGAAGCCCAGGAAGGCAAGGACGGCCUUCACAGACCACCAGCUUGCCCAGCUGGAGCGCAGCUUCGAGCGGCAGAAGUACCUAAGCGUCCAGGACCGCAUGGAGCUGGCGGCCUCCCUCAACCUCACCGACACGCAGGUCAAGACCUGGUACCAGAACCGGAGGACAAAGUGGAAGAGGCAGACAGCGGUGGGACUCGAGCUGCUGGCCGAAGCUGGAAACUACUCCGCCCUUCAGAGGAUGUUCCCGUCCCCGUACUUCUACCCGCAGAGCCUGGUGUCCAACCUGGACCCCGGAGCGGCCCUCUACCUGUACAGAGGCCCCUCGGCGCCCCCACCGGCACUGCAGAGACCCCUCGUUCCUCGGAUCCUGCUGCACGGCCUGCAGGGGGGCAGCGAGCCGCCGCCUCCUCCGCCUCCCCUGCCUCCUAUGAGCGGAGUGCUUCCCCGGCCAGCUCAGCAGCGGUGAGCGGGCCCCUGCAGAUGUUAUUUUUCUUUUUUUUUCUCCCUACGCCGCUCCCGGCAGCUUGGGACUUGUUAGAAUAAACGACACAAAGACAGAAAGAGUUUUAAAAAAAGAAGAAGAGGAGAAGAAAAAAAAAAACUGUUCGGCCUUUAAACGGUGAAAUCUGAUCCAUGAUGAACCCUGAUGGACGGAGCUUUGUGACCGACACCCCCACUGCCUGUAUGGAGGAUUUUUUUUUUUUAUUUCAGUUUUUAAGGGGGGUGGGGGGAGGAACUUUAUUUAUAACUUAUUUAUUUUUCAAUAUGAAUAAAAGUUUCUAAGUUAUGUUAUUUAUUUGAACCCAGUUACAGUAUUCAAUGUUUUUCCAAAAAAAACAGACAAGCUGCAAUUGUCGGUGGCACUUUGACCUUCAGUUCAAUGCUAAUUAGACCUUUUAUUAUUAUUAUUAUUAUUUAGAGCGGACACGAACAACCUUCCCUGUAAUUUGAAUAACAGCUUAUUUGAGUAUCCAACGGAACAAUGAAGGAAUUUUCUUUUCUUUGCUAAUUUGUCAUUGAUUUUUCUCUACUUGUGAAGCAGUCAUGAACCUGUAAAUAAGAAUAUUUUGCAUUUUAAUCGAAAAAAAAUGAUUUUAAAAGAAACCUUUUUUUUUGUUUGUUUGAUCUGUUAGUGCGUCUCUUUCAGACCACGGUGAUCCAGUAUAACAGAAUAGGCUAGAUUAGCCAUCAGAAACUAUACAGAAAAAAAUAAAACACAUAUAGUCUGAGAAAGGAUGGACUACCUGCCUGGACCCACGUGUAGGCACAUAUACAGGAGAGCUAUGGAAAGAAAUAAAUCUAUAAAGUCUUCUUCUUGUUCUUAGUUGACGUUUUUAGCUGAGUACAAUUGUCAAGUAAUUUAUUUAAAAGCUGUUUUUAUCCCCACAGAGGGGACAGCAAUCACCUCAGUGAUUAUUAAUUUUGUAUUUUUUUUUUCGAUAAAUCCUUGGACUCGGGUCUGCAUACAGGUGUAACCGCCUGUUGAUUUGCUAUGGAUGUAUUUGAACAUUGUGGAUUACUUAUGUUAUUUCAUAUGAAACCGUGAUAACCCUUAAUUGUUAAUACUCUCCUUUGGUGAAAAAUGUAUAUUGCAGAUAUCAAACUUGUGGAGUGGUUCUCGUAUAUCUCCUGGAUCGUUUUUAUUAUUAUUUUUUUUUAAUUAUUACUAUAAUUAUUAUUUUCGUUCCUUUAGCUUUCCUCA
Messenger RNA from Archocentrus centrarchus (flier cichlid), 3048 nucleotides. RefSeq names its product BarH-like homeobox 1b (gene barhl1b). Gene Ontology annotation, biological process: regulation of DNA-templated transcription. The transcript is spliced from 3 exons. Gene Ontology annotation, molecular function: DNA-binding transcription factor activity, RNA polymerase II-specific; DNA binding. The record is from RefSeq and is a predicted model, not a curated record. The coding region runs from base 835 to 1812 and encodes 325 amino acids. NCBI's taxonomy places the organism in Eukaryota, Metazoa, Chordata, Actinopteri, Cichliformes, Cichlidae.